AUGGCUGAACAACAAGUAGUGGCUGAAGAACAAAGAACUUUAAGGGAACUUUCUGCACCAUAUCCAAAUCAACAACCGCUUUGUAUUCAACAUCCUGCCUUAGAGGUUGGUUUUGAAUUAAGGUCAGGUUUGAUUCAACUACUCCCAACAUUUCGUGGUCUUGAAAAUGAAGAUCCACAUAAGCACCUGAAGGAGUUCCACGUGGUGUGUUCGAGCUUCAAACCGCAAAGAGUGACGGAAGAUCAAAUUAAACUACGUGUUUUCCCAUUCUCAUUAGCCGAUAGAGCAAAGGAUUGGUUAUUUUACCUUCCUUCAGACUCAAUCAACACAUGGGCUGAAAUGGUAAGAUUAUUUCUUGAAAAGUUUUUUCCAGCAUCACGAGCUGCCAGCAUUAGAAGGGAAAUAUGUGGCAUCAAACAAAGAAACAUAAAGACUCUCCACGAGUACUGGGAACGUUUCAAGCAAUUGUGUGUAAGUUGCCCUCAACAUGGAGUUUCUGAACAGCUCCUCAUUCAAUACUUUUAUGAGGGAUUGCUUCCCAUGGAGAGAAAAAUGAUGGAUGCAGCUAGUGGAGGUGCUAUAGUGAACAAAACCCCUCGUGAAGCUAGAGAUUUGAUAUCCAUAAUGAUUCGCAACAAUUUGGAUUUAGCUCUAGGAGGUACACAUCAGGUAAAAGCUUGUGGGAUAUGUGCUGCUACUGGACAUCAAACAGAUAUGUGUCCGACACUUCAAUAUGAUUAUUAUGAGCAAGCUAAUGCAAUUGGAGGCUUUCCAGGACAACCACAAAGAAAUUAUGAUCCCUAUUCAAAUACAUACAACCCAGGAUGGAGGGAUCAUCCAAAUUUCAGCUACAAGCCACGUCCACAAUUUCCACAGUUUCAACCUAGACAACCCAUUCAAGAACAACCUUCAUCUUCACAACAACCAUCUUCUAAUUCAAGUAUGUCAUUGGAAGAUAUCGUUAAGUCACUUGCUAUCAACACACAACAAUUUCAGCGAGACACACAACAAUUUCAGCAACAAACACAACAAUUUCAGCAAGAAACAAGAACAAGUAUUCAACACUUGGAAAAUGAGAUGAGCCAGCUAGCAUCUACCGUGAGUAGAUUGGAGUCUCAAGGUAAGUUACCCUCACAAACUGUUGUAAACCCAAAGCAAAAUGUGAGUGCAAUUACCCUGAGAAGUGGAAAAGAGUUGGAAGAGCAUACUCAAGUGAGAAAAACACCCAACCGAGAUGAGGAAACUGAAAAAGAGGUCCAUCAAUCUCAAAAUGAUCAAAAGCAUGCCAAAGAACAUCCAAAGUCUCUGAUAAUUCCUCCUCCUUUUCCUAGUAGGUUGGCCAAAUCCAAGAACGCCGAAGAAGAAAAAGAAAUCCCUUGCAAAAUUGGAAAUGUUAAUGUUGAAAAAGCAAUGUUAGAUCUAGGAGCUUCAAUCAAUGUCAUGCCCUUAUCUGUUUAUUCAUCUUUAAAUGUUGACUCCUUAAAAGAAACUGGUGUAAUUGUUCAACUUGCUGAUAGAUCGAAUGUUUAUCCUGUGGGGGUUUUAGAAGAUAUUUUAGUACAAGUUGAUGGGUUAAUCUUUCCUGCUGAUUUUUAUGUGUUGGAUAUGGAAGAAGAUAUUCCCCCUAAUUCUUCAUUGAUCUUAUUAGGGAGGCCAUUUUUGAAAAGAUCUAAAACUAAAAUUGAUGUGCAUGAUGGUAUAUUGACAAUGGAGUUUGAUGGUGACAUUGUUAAAUUUGAUAUAUUUAAUACUACCAUGAAACAUCUGAAUGACAUGUCAUUUGUUUUUGUUGUGGAUAUUUUAUUGCAAGAAGAUUAUCAUUUGAUUGGUGGUAAUAAACCGAAUGUUGCGUUGAAUAGAAAUCCUAACUAUAAGGAUGUGUUAGGAAGAGAAUGGCGUCUAGCCAAAGACGGCCUCCGGAAAGCGGCUUUGUGCUUCAAUGAAGGGCUUUGUUGCUUGAUCUUCGUUGAAGGGCUUCCGGACUCAAAUUGGCUUGAUCUUCAGUUCGCUUCAACUUAG
This is a messenger RNA of Ipomoea triloba (trilobed morning glory), 2019 nucleotides long. RefSeq lists its product as uncharacterized. The transcript has 3 exons. The record is from RefSeq and is a predicted model, not a curated record. Lineage: Eukaryota; Viridiplantae; Streptophyta; Magnoliopsida; Solanales; Convolvulaceae. Bases 1 to 2019 code for a protein of 672 amino acids.